AUGAGAGAUAUAUGUGAUCUAGUACACCCUCGUUGUCGUAUCUGUCUAAAUAAUCUUAUUGAUGAUCAAACACAUGAUUCUUCGAAUGUAGUUCGUUGUGCUCAAUGUGAUGGUCACCAUCAUUCAUUAUCUAAUGACUGUGAAAAGGUCGUCGAAUAUCGAUCCAAGUUAAACGAACAAGUUAACAACGCAAUAUCAACAGGCAAAUUACAUCGAUUAAUGCCUCAAGAUCGUGCUCAGUCGAUACAAUUUCAGAUGAAGCAAAAUGAAUUUCCUUCACUACCGUCGCUUAUGUCUCGUACUACUACAUGGAAACUAGCUUCAGCACAACCAUCAGUAACAACUAAUAUUAAUGAAAGCGAAGAUUCAACAAAAAUGUUAUUCUCGAUAAAUUAA
Molecule: messenger RNA, 396 nt
Organism: Rotaria sordida
Lineage: Eukaryota; Metazoa; Rotifera; Eurotatoria; Philodinida; Philodinidae
Source: the annotation of a GenBank genome assembly